AUAAGGAGAAGGGAGGAAAAAAAAAAAAAGAGAUAUUAAUUCAAUUUUAAUGAGUUUUACUUUUUAGUCAUGUUUUGAUUAAAAAAAAAAAAAAAAAACCCCUCUUUCUUCUUUCCCAGAUAAAAGCCGCCAAAAAGAAAUCAGCAAAAUUCCAAAGAGCUUAAAAGAAAUGGUGUUCUCCUCUAACCCGUUGGCGUUAAGCGUACCCGACCCGGCAUUUGAGUCAUGGCUCCGAGAAAAAGGCUACCUUGAAAUUCUCGACCAGCGAAGCUCAGACCUCCACCGUAUAUCCACGGCCGCCGCCGGGGACGGCGCCGCUGCCACCUCCGUUUCGGCCUCCUCCGGCGGAUCCGACAAUUCGAACGCUGCUACCCAUAUCCCCACCUUCCUCCCAUACGGUGCCUUUGUUUCUUGUUUCUCAUAUUUAAAAAUACUGAUUUCUCUCCUCACUCUCAACCCUUUCGCCAAGCUGACCAACGACGACUUCGCCGGCAACACCCCUUCUUGGACUAAAGCUUUUAUCGGUUCCUUUGGGUCCUACUCGUUUCCCACCUCGCUGGACCAGGCCCGACUUCGGACCCAUGAGAAUGUCAAACGCUUUGCUCGUAACUACGCUUCCCUCUUCAUCCUCUUCUUGGCAUGCUCUCUGUAUCAGAUGCCAAUUGCCCUUGUCGGAUUGUUGUUGUCCUUGGCCCUCUGGGAUGGUUUCAAAUAUUGUGGUGAUCACUGGAAGUUAGAUCAGCGGCCUGUUCUUAGGCAGACCUUGGUACGAGUUGCACAAUGUGGUAAGCUUUUGAUGCAUGCAAUUUACAGUUUUCCACUUCUGGUUUCAGCAUGUAUGGUUUGGAACGGCAAAUUGUUUCUUUGCAUUAGAGGAAAGAGAACAUUUUCUUUUGAUACUGACUUAACAGCUUUAUAAGAUGUUCUCAAUAGUCUUUUAUGAAAGCAUGUGCUCUUCUCCAGACAGUGAGCCCAGAUUCUGGAAUAUCAAGUGCUUGCUAGUUUUUCAUGAAGUUUUUAGGAAAAGAACGGAGUAAUUUUCAAAUUGAACAGGCUUCAUGCAGUUCAUAGAUGCUUCAAGUGCUAUCAGCUGAUUUACGAACACUUCUCUUAAGUUGUUUUGAGCUUCCAUCAGUUUUCUCAGUGUCUGAACCUGCGCCUUAACAUGACACUUGUUCUGCUCUCGCUAUUGUCAAAUUGUCACUCAUUUCUCCAAUCUUCACAAGUUGCCAGAAUGUAGUGCACAUGCGUAUUCUGAAACGAAGGGAAGUUCGUAACAUUUGUUGAUAACUAUAGUUGAUGGAUUGGACUGUGCGGUGUAUUCUUGAUGAUUCACUUGAAUUGGGCUUUAGUUCUUUGAUAAUGUUCUAACCAUGUCCUGUUUCAAAACUUUGUCCAACUGAGUCUGAGGGUAUAUGAACUCAAUUUGAUUUAACUUUUUCAUUUUAUGUCGUUAGUUAUUUGGUAGUAAAUGCAUGCUUGGUGCACUUGUUAUUCCGUCACUUUAUUAAUGAGUUUUACCAUCAUGGCAGCAACGGCAGUUAUUCUGUUUUUCUCCAAUGUUCAAGUAGCCCUCUUGUAUGCUCUUGGUGUAAGUUAUGCAGGUAAUGCAAUUUCACUAAAAGCUUCCUCACAUCGUCCUUAAACUUUAUUGUGUAAUUGUAUUCGAUCUGAUCUCCCAAUUGCAUAUAUUUUCAGUCUUGGUUUUGCACGCCUCAUUCAGGAAGCUUACCCCAGCAAAACAACCUUCUCAGAGUGAAAGGAGUAGAAGGAUUCCUAAAAAAUGACGAGAAAAGAUGAGAGUUAUUAGUUCAGUCUUUGAUUGUUUGUAUAGCAAGCUGGGUGCAAAAGAACUAUCCAAUCCCAAUGGGAAAUAGUUGCUGCUGUGCUGAAAGUUAGUUGGACUAUGUAAAGGAUGGCUACAACUGAUGGUUGAUUUAGAUAUUUUUCCUCACAAGUUAGUCUUCCCCUUUCUAAUGUCAUUUCUUCGAAGAUAUAGAACAUUUCUAAUGUAAUUCCCAAACUGUUAUACCAAUGAUCAUAACCUGCUUCAACAUUAUCCUCAACAAUGAACAAUCUGACGAAGCGAAUGCGAU
Molecule: messenger RNA, 2096 nt
Organism: Oldenlandia corymbosa var. corymbosa
Lineage: Eukaryota; Viridiplantae; Streptophyta; Magnoliopsida; Gentianales; Rubiaceae
Source: the annotation of a GenBank genome assembly